AUUUCACAUCGCAGCGCUGCAGGCAUCUUGGAGCCCAGAGCAGGAUUACUUCAAGACUGAACAGGGGACACCUGCUUGAGCUUCACAUAAGCAGCAGACAGAAUGACUGCCAUGAUGCCCGAGAAGGGAAUCGACGGGAUUACCCCCGACAAUGACUUCAUCAACAAGCUGCUGAGCCCGGAGGCCAAGGUCGACGGCACCAGCAAGAAGGGCCCCGCCAAGGCCUUCCUUGUGCAGCUCGCCCACAAAGCAGAGACCAGGAACGCCCUGGCUGCACACCUCAAGGAUCUGCGCCAUGUGGAUGGCGGUGACCGUCAGCUGACCAGCUGGCUCAAAGAGGAGGGCUUCCAGACGUCUGUGCGCUCCGUCGUGCAGGCCCUGAACGAGGCAAAAGCGAGCGACCUGAUGUUCUGGGCGUCAAGCUACAACCUGUUUGUGCACUGGUCCACCAACCGCAGCCACCCCUGGGACAAACUCCCCAAGGCCAACACCGCCGCCUGCACCCUGGAGAUUGGAAAGUUGCGCGACUCCGACAACGAGGCGGUUGUGCUGCUGGACGGCAAGCCCGUUACGGAGUUCACGUUUGCCAACAGCACAUUCCGUACCACCUCCCCCAUCGCAUGGACCACCCCCUCCGGCGAGACCGCCCAGGUGAACCUGCACCUGCAGUUCAGUGUCUUCAGCGGCUACGGCGAGGCCGGCUUCCUGUCAUCCUACCUGGGAGUUCAGGCCCACGGAAUCCUGUGGCCCGCAGCCGGCGCCACCGCUCCCGCCAUUUGGCCCGUAACUCCUCCCGUCGUCUCCGCCAAGGUGAAUGUGGCGACGCGCGACGCAGCGCUGGCCCCCGGAGCAAUCGACGGCAUGUCUUCCUUCGAGGGCACUUAUCUGCUUGCGCCCCUCAAUACCAAGACCCCCCUUGGCCCCGUGGAGGUCGCCAUCUCCUCCCACAAUGGCCGCCCCGUGGUGACUGUCAACGGGCAGGCGCUGGUCGCAUGGACCUUCGACUACAACAAUGUUCUGGCCUGGGCUGACGAGGCGGGCUACAGCGCAUGGCUGCAGUGCCUCGUGCUGCCCGGCGGCCCGGUCUUCGUCGGCAAGAUCACCAACGGCGAUGCCUACGAGGCCAUCGACGUGGUGGGAGAGCGCAGCGGGCAGUCAUCUCAGAUCGCACCGGACUCAACCCUGGACAACUUUGUGGGGCAGCAGGUGGCGGCCGGCCUCGCCACCGCUUCCAUCGUCGUUCUGGGCAACGUGCUCUCCUCCGCCCUCGAGAUGUGGUCCAACAAGGCCGAGAAGAAGGCCAAGCGCGGUGGCACCACCGACGCCGCCAUGGACGCAUACCUGGAGCUGGCCGACAAGGUGGCGGCCGUGAACGCUGCCACGGAGGACGCAUUCCCGUACGGCGCCGACGUUCGCGUUCUGGACCCCGCCGCCGGCAAGGGUGCCGAAGCCGCGCAGCAGGAGGCCUUCGAGGCCGCCCAGUCGGCCAAGACGGCGUGUGCGGCCGCAUUGGAGAAUGCUGAGGGCGUGCGCGACGCACUGAAGGGCAAGAACAUUCUGGAGGCCGCUCAGAAGUCGUCCACCGCCGCCUACCGCGCCCACUCGGCCGGCAAGGCCGCUCUUGUGGCUGAGGAGAGCGCUGUGUCAGCCGCCAGCCUGGCACGCGCCGCCCGCACGCAGGCCGCCCUUCGCGCCGCCAUGGUCGCCGCGCAGUCCUACAACCAGGCCAAGGAAUUCGCGAUGGCUGCUGUGCGCGCUGCGGGAGAGAGCGCGGGUCUGGCGCUGCAGAGCGUUGAGGCGAGCGUGCAGCUCUUUGUGGAGACGCGCGACUACAUGCGCCUCAAGGACAUGGCCGAAGCAUCCGCCGUCGCCGGCCAGGCGCUCAAGGCGGCCGAAGAGGCAGAGGCCGGCUGGGAGGCGGACACCGCGGACAGCCGCAAGGCCGCCAUCGAGUCGACUCAGCAGGCCGCCGAUUUCGCGCAGCAGACCUACAAGCACCUGCGCCUGGUGCACACCGCCUGAGCUGUUCUCUCGCAGCCAUGACUGCGGGUCAUGAAUAAGGGGUUGUGACUGAUGAUGCGUCAUCGGGGUGCAGUGACAUAAAAUGCACCGGCGAGCACGUUCGUGCUUACAUGUGACCCCUAUUCAAGAUCUUUUGGUGCAUAUUCACCAAUUGCCAGCACUUCAGGAUGCUGGCUAGGAGCCAACGUGGCGCCAGGGGGAGCAAAAGAAUGGGGGACUUUUUCUUGUUCCCCCUGGAGGCGGCCAGGGUUGAAAGAUUUGGAAGGAACAUUUAUGCAUGCGUCUAAAACAAUGCUGCGCAGAUGCGCGCAAUAUUGCUUUUGAUGAUUGAUCAAUCGGUGCUGCACAAAAUUGCAGCGCGCAUGAUUUAAGCUCGUGCACCCGUUGCUGGAUGCAUUGUGCAGGCAGCAAAAUAAAUAGGAAUUUUAAUAUUGAACCAAAUGAGCUGUGGGUGGAAUGCAAUAAUCAAGAAUGAUAAUGUUUUGGCCUCCCGCAUGGGCAAGCUCUCAAGCUUCUGUUCAUAACUGCAGAUACCCGCACCAGUGUGCGGUUUCUCAAUAAGCUUAAAUUGACAAGAAUGACAUUGUGUGGUUAUGCUGAAAUGGUCAUGUGACACGGUGUUUAAGAUGAUUGUUUGUUUGAGCAAUUGUUUGGGGUCCUAUGGAUUGCUGUACAAUUUGUGUGGUGAGAGCAAGGUGUUCAAAAUAUCAGGAUGUCAGGGUUUGCGUUUGCUGAACACUUGGAACUGCAGUUUGCUUUUCCUGCACAAAUUCAAAGCCGAGCUUACGCCAGAAGCAGGCUUUACUGCAUUAUUGUAGAUCACUGUCUUCUGCAGAUCUGUAAAUUGGGGUUGGGAAAUUC
Messenger RNA from Coccomyxa subellipsoidea C-169, 2883 nucleotides. RefSeq lists its product as hypothetical. The record is from RefSeq and is a predicted model, not a curated record. The transcript is spliced from 15 exons. The coding region runs from base 103 to 2022 and encodes 639 amino acids. Lineage: Eukaryota; Viridiplantae; Chlorophyta; Trebouxiophyceae; Coccomyxaceae.